Messenger RNA from Fusarium mangiferae, 4656 nucleotides. RefSeq lists its product as uncharacterized. The record is from RefSeq and is a predicted model, not a curated record. The transcript is spliced from 4 exons. Bases 1 to 4656 code for a protein of 1551 amino acids. Gene Ontology annotation, biological process: nucleoside metabolic process. Gene Ontology annotation, molecular function: protein binding; catalytic activity. NCBI's taxonomy places the organism in Eukaryota, Fungi, Ascomycota, Sordariomycetes, Hypocreales, Nectriaceae.
AUGGAGCGCGAAAAGACGAGGCUCGAUAGUCCGUCUGUGUAUACUAUUGGAUGGAUCGCGGCCCUGGCCAUUGAGCAAGCAGCAGCAAGGGCACUACUAGACGAGGAACACUCUGAACCAAACAACUUUCACCCAUCUCUUUCGGACACAAAUAAUUAUAUCUGGGGUCGUGUCGGACAACACAACAUCGUCAUUGCGUCUCUACCAGCAGGAGUCUAUGGAACAACCUCCGCUGCUACCACCGCCUCGGACCUUGUGCAUUCUUUGCCGCAAAUCCGGUUUGGUCUCUUGGUCGGUAUUGGUGGAGGUAUAGCUAGACCUAUCGACGAUCAAGACAUUAGACUUGGUGAUGUUGUUGUUAGUCAGCCGUACGGUGUUACUGGAGGCGUCGUGCAAUAUGAUUUUGGCAAGGCGAAAGCGAAUGGGGUUUGGGAACGGACAGGCUCGAUUGACAAGCCACCUGCAGUUCUAUUGAAAGCCCUGGCCAACUUGCAGGCCGAGCAUGAGAUACGACCUUCCAAAAUACCGCGAAUCCUCACGGCUAUGCUGAAAGCUAACCCUGGCAUGAAACGACCCGGUAGUAACUUCACCUACCAGGGUUCAGAGAAUGACCGUCUUUUCCCAUCAGACUAUGAACACGUUGAUGGGAAGACAUGUAAGCAGUGCGAUGUGUCUCGCAGAAUCGAUCGUGAGGAACGGAAAACCACAGAGCCGGUGAUCCAUUAUGGAGUUAUUGCUUCAGGCAACACUCUUAUCAAAGACGCCAAGUUCAGAGAUAGCCUCACAGAGAGCAUGGGCUAUCGAUGCUUGUGUGUCGAGAUGGAAGCUGUAGGCUUGGUUGAUAAGUUUCCAUGCCUUGUUAUUCGGGGAAUUUGCGAUUAUGCCGAUAGCCACAAGAAUGAUCAGUGGCAGAGAUACGCAGCAUCUACCGCUGCGGCAUUUGCUGUAGAGCUUCUGGGCUUUGUUCCUGCGCGGCAACUCAAAGAGUCUCCACGAGUUCUCGAGAUACUCGAGUCACUGGAAGGCAAGAUGGACUCCAUGAACCAUCAAAUGCAACAGACUGGUCUCACUUCAACCCUUGACCAACUACCCUUUGUAGCUGAAGCUCUAUUCAACUCUUACGCCGAGGAACAUAGCCCGGUGUGCCUACCAGAGACGCGAGUAGAGCUUCUCGCCGAGAUAGACAAAUGGGCUGAGCGUUCCGAGUCAAAGACCAUAUUCUGGCUGAAUGGUAUGGCGGGCACAGGGAAGUCAACUAUAUCACGUACUAUUGCACAGCGACAGUUGGAGAGAGGCUGUCUUGGUGCAAACUUCUUCUUCAAAAGAGGAGAGGGAGCCCGUGGGAAUAUGUCGAAACUUAUUCCUACUCUGGCACGCCAAAUAGCAACGCACAUCCCUGGUAUGACCAGUUUCAUCAAAAAGGCCAUCGAUGCCGAUCCGACGCUCCCAACGAAAACUCUUGGGGAGCAGUUUGAGAAGCUUUUCAAAGAGCCUCUUAAAAGAUGGGCAGCCUGUUUAUCAGAUCCAACCUCCCUUGUGAUUGUCAUAGAUGCUCUUGAUGAGUGCGAAGACUCAUUCCAAAUCAAACGCAUAAUUUCCCUCUUUGCUGAACUGGAAUCUCUAGAUUCGCUGAAACUCAGGGUUUUUAUCACGAGCAGACCAGAGCUUCCGAUUCUGCUUGGAUUCCUAGAUAUCAACGGCACGUACGAGAGUCUCGAGCUCCACAGCAUUUCACAAGACAUCGUGGAGCACGACAUAUCUAUCUUUCUCCAACAUGAGUUGCGCAUAAUAAGACGUGACUUCAAUUCCAUGGCUCGCAGUGGCCAAAAGUUAGCUGAGCAGUGGCCGGGCACAGUCAAGAUCGGACAGCUUGUUUCCAUGACACAACCUCUGUUCAUCGCGGCGGCAACUGUUUGUCGGUUCCUGAAUGAUGCUACUCUCGGUGGGCCUGAUGAGCUCCUAGUAGAGAUUCUUGGGUCUAGUAGCCGCUUGCAUAUGUCUCGGCUCAAUGACAUCUAUUCCUCCAUUCUCUCUUCACAGGUGGUCAAUAGACCGAGGAGAGAACGGGAAGAGAUUAUCCAUAGCUUCCAAUCAAUCGUUGGUGCUAUCGUCACACUAGCAACGCCGUUGACAAUCACUUCUCUAUCGUUAUUACUUAACAUUCCAGCCACGACAAUUGAUAUGAGGAUCAAGGUUCUUCAAUCUGUUCUCAAUGUACCCCAAACUCCAGAAGUCCCUGUCAGGAUCCUACAUCUAUCAUUCAGGGAUUAUCUCGUGGAUCCUGAUCUUCAAAAUGCUACGGACUUCUGGGUGGACGAAAAGGCCACACACAGGAGACUGGCAAGCCGUUGCCUCUUCGUCAUGAACUCCAAACUUCGUGAAAACAUAUGCAGACUACCCUUUCCGGGGACAUCUCCAUCUGAGGUUGGAGACCUGGAUACGCAAAGUUUCAUACCCUCUGAGCUUCACUACGCUUGCCAUUAUUGGGUACAUCAUCUUGUAUCCUCCAACACGUUGAAUUUCAAGGCCCAUGAAACUUAUGAUUUCUUAGAAAAGCACCUGCUCCAUUGGUUGGAAGCCAUGAGUGUCCUAGGUCAUGUCACUGAAUGCCUAACUAUGUUACAUGCAUUAGAUGUAUGGCUGCAGGGAUAUUCCUGUGACAGCCUUUCGGACCUUGUCAAAGAUUCUUUGAGAUUCAUCCGAACUCAUAUUUCCAUUAUUGGGGAAGCCCCGCUACAACUCUACUCGUCAGCAAUAGUAUUCUCGCCAUCAAAUAGUAUCGUGAGGCGUCUUUUCUCAAGUCAAGUACCUAGCUGGCUUUUGGCCUGGCCAGCAGUUGAGGAUGAUUGGGGGCCAUGCUCCUUGGUAAUAGGUCACAGUGCUGGAGUCAAGUCAGCUAUCUUUUCGCCGGAUUCAAAAACCAUUGCAUCAAUAUAUGACAACACAAUCCGAAUUCUAUCAACGAAGACCGGUAAAUGCGAGCACGUGUUAGCAGGACACUCUGGAGAAAUCCAGUCUGUGGCCUUCUCUCAAGAUUCAAGUGUGCUUGCCUCAAGUUCAGUUGGUGGAACGCUACGGAUCUGGAACUUGCAGACUGGAGAGUGUGAUCGAGUCUUGAAAUACCCUUCACCUACAGGAAAGGCCUUUGCCUUUUCUUGCGACUCGAAGCUGUUACUCACAGCAAGUGGGAACCAAUUCGUAAGAAUCUGGAAGACACAGACUUGGGACCUUCUCAUUUUAAGGGGACACACAGGAGCGGUCAAUUCAGCCGUUAUUUCACACGACUCGAAGAUGGUAGUGACGUCUUCGGAUGAUGCAACAAUAAGACUAUGGAACACUCACACCGGUAGAUGCGAGAAGAUAUUGACAGGCCAUACAGGAAAGGUCAAUACAACUGCAAUCUCACCAGACAAUCAAUUGCUUGUCUCGGCUUCUUUCGAUCAGACUUUACGUAUAUGGGAUCUGGAUGCGGGUAAAUGCAAAAAGGUGCUCAGAGGCCAUGAAUGUAAUAUCCUGUUGGCGGUAUUCUCACUGGAUUCACGCAUGAUAGCCUCGGGAGAUACAAACGGCCACAUAGGGAUCUGGGAUGCUCGAAAUGGAGCAUUUAUGCACGACCUACGAAGCGGCUUGUACAACGGGAUAUACAAAUCGUUUAUCUUUUCAGAUGACGCGACAAAACUUAUUGCCGUCCUCAGUACAGGCACCGUUCUGAUACAUGAUAUCCAGAGGGGAAGUUAUGAGCAGGCCUUUGGAUUCUCAUCUUCAACUAAGAAUUGGACAGUUGAGCCCUCCCGUGACUUGUCAAUGAUUCUUACAGCUUCUUCGGAUGAUAAUACUGUCCGAAUAUGGGACCCUCAUACACAAAGCAAAGGCCUGAAAGAGGCCAGAAGCCAGGACAAUUUGAUUCUUGAAGUCGAUACAUCGCCAAAUGGUAGAACAGUGGUAUUACAUACGGUGAGUGGCAAUGAGGUUUGGUCACUUUGCCAAAAUAAGUUCGAAUGCCUACUGGUAGGCGACAACGACUUCAUCCAGUUCUCGCCUGAUUUCUCCAUGCUGGUUGUUGCCAAUAAAACAUCUCUCACGAUGUUUAGUGUGGAACCAUGGGAUUGCAUUUGUUCUUCCGCCGUCAAAAGCAUGGUCAAAUACUGCCUUUAUUCAGAGGAUUGCAAGGUCCUCCUAACAUGCCACGAAGAUCUCACGCAGUGUUGCUGGCAUUUGGAACAUCAUACCUACACACGUGUUGCAAAUCCUGGCUAUAUUCAAAUGAAUGGAGGUUCCUUUAAUGAACCAAGAUGUGGUAAUGUUAUUCUUGAUGACAUUGUUAUUCAAGUGGUUGAACAUUCCCUUCGCAGGCUGCGAGAGUCGUCAACCUCGCCGGCUCUGAGACGAGAGCAUUCAUGGAUCACGAUCGGUAACGAGAAGUUCUUCAAACUCUCUCCAGAGUGUCUAAACGCCGAAAUAAGCAUACAGGGGAGGGCAGCUAUUGGGGACUGUGUUUCUGGAAAACGGAUUAUUUUAAGCUUUGAUGUCACUGAGGCUGGGCUGCCGCCAUCUUGCAAGGAAAGGGAGAAAAGUCUGGAUGAUAUUGACCUUUUCAAACUCCUCACGGAAAUGGAGAAGAAUCCAGGUGAUUUUGACUUUUAUAAAACCCUGUAG